Molecule: messenger RNA, 2326 nt
Organism: Populus euphratica (Euphrates poplar)
Lineage: Eukaryota; Viridiplantae; Streptophyta; Magnoliopsida; Malpighiales; Salicaceae
Product: zinc finger CCHC domain-containing protein 7-like
Molecular function (GO): nucleic acid binding; zinc ion binding
Source: RefSeq, a predicted model, not a curated record
GCAUGGAUGGAACCGAUUUGAAUAAAGGAACCGACACAAACCCUAGCUGACUGUAAAUCUCUCCUCUGGCGCUCGUCAUAAAAAUCAAAUUAGGGCUAGAUUUUUCAAAAUUAGGGUUUCUUAAAUUUAAUUAAUUAAAUGGCAAAGAAAGAGAAGCGAAAAGCGAAAAUCAAAAUAGUCGAAGAAGAAGAAGAGAAGCCGAAGAAAUUUGCAGCAGAGGUUAGUAGCGACGAUGAAGAGGCGAAUGAAGAUCUGAGCUUGAAGAUUGUAGAGAAAUCACUGUUAAUGCGAGCGGCGAGAUUGGCUGAAAACGGCAACGGUUUUGUCGUUCUAGAUGAUGGUGGUGAUCGAGACGGUGGUGCGGUGGAGAUAGAGUCGACGCCGUCAAUAGAGGCUGAAUCGGCGAGUGCGGGUUCCCGCGGGGUGAAGAAGAGGAAAAAGAGAAAGAAUGCUGAGAGGAAGAUGGAAGUUUCAGUUGUUACUGCGAAAGAAGAAGAGGAGGUGGAUAAAAUUGAAGAGGCGGAAACAGUUGACAACGCAGAGAUAAUGGAGAAGGCAGAGAAGAGUGAGAAGGUAGAGGUAGACGAGGCUGCAGAACUGGUUGAAGACGGUGGUGCAAAUGCAGUUGAGGACUCUGUUAAUAUUGUGCUCCGAAAGCUUCUUCGGGGGCCACGGUACUUUGAUACUCUAGAUAGUGGCUGGUCAAAUUGCUAUAACUGUGGGGAGGAAGGUCAUAUGGCGGUGAACUGUCCGACAUUUACAAAGAAGAUUAAGCCAUGCUUUGUUUGCGGGAGUUUGGAGCAUGGGGCUAAGCAAUGCACUAAGGGACAAGAUUGCUUUAUUUGCAAGGAAAGUGGCCACCGUGCAAAAGAUUGCCCAGAGAAAUAUAAGGGUACUCAUCAGAGUUCAAAAAUAUGUUUGAAAUGUGGGGGAUCCGGGCAUGAGAUGCUCUCAUGCAUGAACGAUUAUUCUGUUGAUGAUCUCAAGGAAAUACAAUGCUACAUCUGCAAGAGUUUUGGCCAUUUAUGUUGUUUUACCUCUGGUGAUGAUGGUCCAAGACAAGUUUCUUGCUACAGAUGUGGUGAACUGGGUCAUACUGGUUUGGACUGUGGAAGGUUACAUGAGGAAGCCUCUAUGACAGAAUCACCUAGUUCAUGCUACAGAUGUGGGGAAGGAGGGCAUUUUGCACGUGAGUGCACCAGUUCUGCUAGGGGUGGGAGGAGGAACCGUGAAUUAUUAACCCUGACUCUAAAAGCUCAUAGAGAAAAUAAAGAAAGCUUGGGAAUUAAAUCUGCCCCACAUGAUCUUGUCAAGGCUCGUAAAAAGAGAAAAACCAAGUCCGAAGAGAAAGGCAUUACAACACCGCCAAAAUCAAAACAUAAAGGUCACCACAUUGCAGAGCAUCUAACAAAUUCAUCCCAGUCAACACCAAAGAAAUCAAAACACAGAGGUGGAUGGAUUAUGGAGGAUCCUGGAGAUGUAUCUAAAUCAACACCAAAACAAUCGAAACACAGAGGGGGAUGGAUUACAGAGGAUCCUGGAGAUGUAUCCUGGUCUAAUUCCAAGAACCAUUUCAAUUCUCCUUCAACACCUUCUUACAAGGGUUGCAAGAGUUCUCCUAUGACUUGUGGCCAUCAUAUUUCAAGUUCUCAAACUUUUAAGAAAAAUAACUGGAGUCAUUCAGGAACUUCAGCUUUCCAAGGGUCGGCAACACGUUAUCAGCAUAGAUAUUCAGCAUCCAGGUUUGGCAACCCUGGCCAUGCAUACAGCAACUCUGGCCAUGCAUACAGCAACCCCAGGCAUGCAUACAGUCACUCUGGCCCUGGAUACAAAACUCUGGGCAUGCACACAACAACUCCAGAUAUGCAUAUAGCAACUUCAGGCACGCACAGGACAACUCAGGUUAUGUGCACAACAACUCAGGGCAUGCAUAGAACACCUAAGGCCAUGCAUGUGGCAACUCUGGUUACACAUUUGGCAGCUCUGGCAAUACUGGGAUGAGGAGAGACAAUGGUUGGUGGUAGAAAUGCGAAUUAUAUUCCAACUACUGAAGCGGGGAACCCAAAUUUUUUUCCGGGGGUCGUCUAAGUUAUGUAAUUUUUUGAUCCCUUUAGCGCGCAAGUUAUUGACAAAUCAUUUUUUCAUACAUGGAUGCUCUUGUUCUAGUGAUUUAUACAUUCUUUCCUCAAUGCAUGUAUCCACACACCUUGCUGUAACCUUUGUAGGAUAGGUAGUGGUUUAAGUUGUGAGGAACUUACUUUUACCCCAUUCUUUCUGAAAGAACCUUGUUGAUUUAAAUAUGUCAGAAUCAUUGUCAAUUCUUGAA